AUGGGUCUCGGCAAGAUGUCCGUCCGCGUUCGCGGCGCAGAAUGUGGAAUGGAGGCCAUCAUAUUAGGAUGUAUCACUUCCAUAGGCGGAUUUCUCUUUGGUUAUGAUACCGGCCAAAUCUCGUCUAUGCUUCUCUUCCGGGAUUUCAUCCGUCGAUUCGGUCAGACCCAGGCUAAUGGUGAAAUCGCAUUCGAUGUUACGAUUCAAUCUUUGGUCGUCUCCAUGAUGUCUAUCGGUACUCUUCUUGGUGCGUUGGCUGGAGCCUAUACCGCCGACUGGUUCGGCCGUCGACGCAGUCUCAGUAUCGGUGUGGCUGUCUUCAUCAUUGGAAAUAUCAUACAAAUCACGGCAAUGGAGAGCUGGGUCCACCUUAUGAUAGGUCGUAUUGUCGCCGGUCUCGGUGUCGGAAACCUGUCAAUCGGUGUGCCCAUGUUCCAGUCCGAGUGUUGCCCGCGCGAAAUUCGUGGUGCUGUCGUUGCUUCAUACCAACUGAUGAUCACUAUCGGCAUCUUGAUCUCAAAUCUUAUCAACUAUGGUGUCCGCGACAACCCCGGUGAUGAUACAGAUGCAUCUUGGAGAAUAGUCAUUGGUCUUGGUAUUGCCUUUUCGCUCCCGCUUGGUAUUGGAAUCCUCUUCAGCCCUGAAUCACCACGUUGGCUGGCUGGACGUGGUAGGUGGGAAGAGGCACGCAUGUCCCUUGCCCGUCUACGAGGGCUGAAAGACGAUCCAACGAAUCCACUUGUCAAUGACGAUUUCAAAGAGAUGGAAUCUUCCAUUCAAGAACAAAACAGCGCCGGACAGGCAACUUGGGUCGAAUGCUUCACUGGCAAGCCAUCUAACAUCCCACGAACUCUCUACCGCACAAUUCUUGGAUGCGCACUACAAUUUUUGCAGCAAUGGACUGGAGUCAACUACUUCUUCUAUUACGGUGCCACGAUUUUUGAAGCAGCCGGUAUCGAUGAUCCCAUUCAGACCCAACUCAUUCUUGGUGCUGUCAACGUUGCCAUGACGAUUCCUGGUCUUUAUAUUAUCGAAAGGGUAGGUCGUCGCGUACCAUUGGUUGCCGGUGGUCUUUGGCAAGCCGUCUGGCUCCUUAUCUUCGCGAUCAUCGGUAUCGUGCGACCCCCAACAGAAUACGCCAGCUCAGGAACCGUUAUGAUUGUUUGUGCCUGUAUGUUUAUCGCAUCCUUCGCCAUGACAUGGGGCCCCUUCGUGUGGGUAGUCAUUGGCGAGACCUUCUCUCUCCGGUCACGUGCAAAGCAAGCCUCCUUGGCUACUGCGUUCAACUGGCUCGGAAACUUCAUGAUUGGGUUCCUUACACCAUAUGCCAACGAUGGGAUCGGCUAUGCUUUCGGAUUCGUAUUCUUUGCCUGCAACUUCGUCGCAGCCGCAACCGUUUACUUCUUCGUCUUCGAAACGAAGUCUCUGUCGCUUGAGAACUGUGAUGUCAUGUAUUCGGAUCCAAACCUCAAGGCUAUUACUAGUAAGAAGUGGAUACCCACAGGCUACAUCACUCGCAACGAGCGCGACGACGCGUACUGGCAGCGACGCACAAGCGUUUUGGACAAUCAGGCAGGUGGAAUUCCAGGAUCUCUUGACGAGAAGCAUGGGGAAGACAAGCUCGCCACCGACACAUCACCAGAUAGGAGUAUGUCGCUGCACCAAGAGCACGUCGACGGGACAACCGGGGACAGUCGUCGAGUUUGA
This is a messenger RNA of Plenodomus lingam JN3, 1707 nucleotides long. RefSeq lists its product as uncharacterized. Gene Ontology annotation, cellular component: plasma membrane. NCBI's taxonomy places the organism in Eukaryota, Fungi, Ascomycota, Dothideomycetes, Pleosporales, Leptosphaeriaceae. Gene Ontology annotation, molecular function: carbohydrate:proton symporter activity. The record is from RefSeq and is a predicted model, not a curated record. Gene Ontology annotation, biological process: transmembrane transport; carbohydrate transport.